AUGAACGUGAGCUCAGCCUUGGGCCUUCCCAAGGUUCUCCCCACUGAGAAGGACUUGCCUUCUCUCCCCACAGUCGACACGAGGAAGAAGCGAAAGCAGCCGAAAGCCAAGCCGGCGCUCCCUCACAGACGGAGUCAAGGUUCGAGGUGGAAGAAGAGCGGAGGCUGGCAGAAGAUGCUUUGGAGCAGCGGCGAGAAGUCGAAGCGCGACGGAGCUGGUUCGUUGUCUUUUCUCCAUUCUCGACUGAGCGCCGGCGGCGAGGGCCAGCACAGAGGAGGGCCUGAGGGGCCUCCGUCGGAGCUCGAUGAGUUGGUCGCGCUCUGUCAAAGGAUCGAGGAGGAGUGCUUUGCUGCCGACCACGAGGAGAAGGAAGAAGAGACAGACGAGUUCCUGGCGGUGAAAAAGCGAAUGGAAGACACCAUUCGAAACACGCACAUGCUUAUCGAAGAAAGACGGACAAUACGCGCCGCCAAAGGUACGACCCUGGAGACUGUUCGCCUAGGCGGAGAAAUUGAUGAUAAUCUCUCGCUUCUCCGCGAACUGUUUGAAGAGCUUAGUACGAUCUACGGUCAACAGUUCAAGGCACGGAAAAAGAAGAACUUGAGUGAUGAGGACAUGGAGGAACGGCAUGCCGAUAUCAAUCGGCUUAUGCGCGCCAUCGAGGAGCUUCGGCGGGACAGCAAGCGCACAGCGUCCUCCCACGGAGGCGGCUCGCAGAACGCGCGUCUGCGGACGCUCACGGAGCUCCAGUCGGGCUCUUUUGCACUCCAGCGGAACGGGGUCUCCGAGAGGCCUAUCACCGCGGUGUGGGGCGAGGCGGUCGAUGGAGACGGGGGCAGCUCGCCCGCGGGGCGCGGCCCGCAGGUUGAGGAAGUCUCUGAGGAGGACCGGGCGACCAUGAAAAGGUGGAAAGCGAGAGACGAGGAAUUCGACAAGCAAGUGGAAGAAAUAGGAGAUGCCAUCGACAGAAUCGCACACGUCGCAGUUCAAAUUGGAGAGAAUGCAGAUCUUCACCAUGAGUUGAUUCAGAACGUUCACGGGCAGACAGAUCAAGCGGCAACUGAAAUUCAGCAUCUAAACGCGAAGGUCAAGGGCAUUCUCGGCAAACAAAGCAACACGACAUUCUUUACUCGUCUCCUUCUCAUUGUCAUUCUUGUUUUCCUCAUCUGUUUUGUUAUCUCGACAGUGUACGCGAGAUACAUAAAGAAAGCCUAA
This is a messenger RNA of Besnoitia besnoiti, 1215 nucleotides long. RefSeq lists its product as uncharacterized. The record is from RefSeq and is a predicted model, not a curated record. The coding region runs from base 1 to 1215 and encodes 404 amino acids. Lineage: Eukaryota; Apicomplexa; Conoidasida; Eucoccidiorida; Sarcocystidae. The transcript is spliced from 5 exons.